GAGACUCGACGGCAACAUUUAACGACCUCACUUAAGAACAGACGAGAAAUGUCUCUGAAACCUUACUUCUCUCUACACUCAUCACCCACUAGUGAAAAACUUUCCAACUUUUUGAUCGCUCAACAACCCUCCGGUGACCGGAAAACUACCCCGGCCGAGGAGUUUUCUCCGCUGGUUGAGAAAUUCAACCGGCGGCUUCUUCUGGGUGUAGGAUCGUCCUCUGUUCUUGCGAUUGGUGCGAAUUUCGGAGGAAUCACGAGUUUUCGUACUUGGUUAUCGCCGGAAGUUGGCCGUAAUCUGAAACUCGACGUCGUUUAUCCGAUUGGAGGAUAUAGCAGAUGUAUCGAUACGGUUGAAGGAUUCGAAUUUAUAUAUCCGGCUACGUGGGUCGGAGACCAGACCACUUUGUAUAGAGCGGCGGAGAAAUCAGAACGGGAGAAUUCGCUAGACCUUCCUCCGGCAAGAAAACAGUCAUCGGAAAAAACGUUAAUGAACCGGUUGUUGCAUUUGGACCUCCCGGUUCGACCGGCGAGCUCAAUGUCAGUGUUAUCGUCUCCCCUGUCUCACCCAGUUUCUCGUAAAAUCGAAGCGUUUGGAGGGCCAAAAGAAGUAGGAGAAGCAAUAGUAAGAACAGUGACAGGAUCUGGUCAACGAACAGAUUUAAAAGGAACUUUGCUAGAAUCAAAUCUUAGACAAGAUUCAGAGAGAAACUUCAAGUACUAUGAGUUGGAGUUUAAAGUCGAAUCACCUCUUUUCCGGCGGCAUAAUGUAGCUAUUUGUUGCGCUCACGGUGGCCGGCUUUAUACACUGAACGCUCAAGCUCCAGAGUCAGCUUGGUCAGAGAGAGAAAGACAAAUGGCUAUGCCUAGGGCAACCUCUGGUCCCGCAUACCCGGAGAGGUUCUACGCCGCCGCAUCUUACGUCGGUCUCGACGGAUCUGAUUCGUCGGCGAAAAACGUCAGCUCGAAAUUCUCCGAUGAUACUGCACUACUUCUCUAUGCGCUGUACCAUCAGGCUACUGUAGGACCAUGCAACACUCCGAAACCUAGUGCAUGGAGACCAGUGGAGCAAAGCAAAUGGAGAAGAAUCCAGAUGCCUCACGAAUUAGGGAUACGGGAAAGGAGUAUUCUAAUUGGGCUCGGAACCAUGCCCUCCAUUGAAGCAAUGCGUCUCUUUGUGAAAAUUCUGGAGGAAGAUGAUCCGGGUUGGUAUUCGAGGGCAUCUAAUGAUAUUCCAGAUCUGUUAACGAAAGAUGAGCCUGUUGUUGAGAAUGGGAACUCAUUUGGUGAGACAAAGACAAUUUCUACUGAGAAUGGACGUUUGGCUGAAACCCAGGAUAAAGAUGUAGUCUCAGAAGACUCAAAUACUGUUUCUGUAUAUAACCAGUGGACUGCACCCCAAACAUCAGGUCAGCGGCCAAAAGCCCGUUACGAGCAUGGAGCAGCAGUUAUUCAAGAUAAGAUGUAUAUAUAUGGUGGAAAUCACAAUGGCCGUUACCUUGGUGAUCUUCAUGUUCUAGAUUUAAAAAAUUGGACUUGGUCAAGAGUUGAAACCAAGGUUGCAACUGAUGAACAGGAAACAUCAACUCCAACAUUAUUAGCUCCUUGUGCUGGUCAUUCUUUGAUAGCAUGGGACAAACAAGCUGCUGUCAAUCGGUGGUCAUACAAAGGAUCCCUCAGAAUCUAUGCAAGUGAAGGUCUUUGAUCCCAUACCAGUACAUGGUCAAUGUUAAAGACAUAUGGAAAACCACCGUAUAUCUUCAUUUCUCUCAAUGUUGUCUCAUUUGUUUUCCUGUCACCUUUGUAUGGAAAUAUUCCAGUUUUAUAAACAAUUAAUUUUUGG
Messenger RNA from Arabidopsis arenosa, 1842 nucleotides. Lineage: Eukaryota; Viridiplantae; Streptophyta; Magnoliopsida; Brassicales; Brassicaceae. The record is from the annotation of a GenBank genome assembly.